CUAAGGGUAAAGUUGUAAUUUUCUCAUGUCAAUAAGGGCAGGUUUGUAGUUUUCAGAACCCUUCUUGUUUUUUUGUUGACGGGAACAACACCUUAACCGUCGGCCACCGCUCUAAUCUUCACCUUCUCCGAUCGUUCUCUCACCGGAGACCCUCUCGUUUAUCUCCCGAUCUCCGACGUCGACCGACGCCACCGCCACCGCCACCGCCAUCACCUUAUAAUAUAGAUGUUGUAUAUUUGUUAGAAGAGAAAUGUUGAAAUAACUUAUAUUUUUGCAACUUUUGCAAUUCUCCAAUCCAACAAGUGUAUCCAUGAAAAGAAAAAAGGAUUCAAUUCCCUCUCCAAGGGUUAGCCAAAGAUGCAAUAAAGCAAAAGGGAAAGUUGUUGAUGAGACACAAAAUCAUCAACUUUGCCCUUACUUUGCUAAUAUUCCAUCUCACCUCACUGUGCAAAUUUUGCUUCAACUUCCGAUUAAGUCUCUUCUCAUUUGUAGAUGUGUGUGCAAAAUGUGGAAAACACUCAUUUCAGAACCACAUUUUGCUAAAUCGCACUUUCAGAAAACACCCGUUAGUCUCAUGAUUCGGACAAACGACCAUAGACGAGUGUCAAGUACCUUAUACCUUCUUGAGUGCGAGCCUGAAAAGUUUGAGAUUGGAAGUGACAAUCAUGUGAAGCUUGAGCCUAUUUUCAAGCUUCCUCUUCGUGAUGCCAAUUCAUUUGGGGAGAAACGAAACCAAAUAAAGAAUAAAUCUAAAUGCCCUCUCCUCAGUAAGAAUAAUUUGUGUAGAGAAAGCCUUUAUAUUGCUAGCAAACCAGACCUUGAUAAGUUUGGUAUUGUGAAUUCUUGCAAUGGCUUGCUUUGUUUGUGUGAUCCAUCUAAUGGAAACCCUUUAGUAAUUUGCAACCCAGUCACUGGGGAGUUCAUAAGACUUCCUGAAACUACUACAACUCCUACGUUAAACACAACUCGAGUAACAAGGCAACAACGACAAACUGCACUUGGUUUCCUACCUAAAACUAAUGAAUAUAAGGUGAUAAAAAUGUUGAUUAGUAAUCAUGUCAAUGACUGUGAGAGUGUGAUCCUUGAGAUAAACACACUUGGAACACCAUCAUGGAGAAAUGUUGAAGCGGAUUCUCAAGUUUCUAUUCCAUUGCUUAAGUAUCCCACUUGUGUGAAUGGUGCACUUCAUUGGAUCGGAUUUGAGGGUGGAUUUGCGGGUCGGCAAAGGUCUAUAUUGUGUUUCUGUCUAGAAAGUGAGAGGUUUCAAUCAUUUCCUUCUCCUCCGCAGGUGUUUGGAAAUCAUAAUAAUAGAACUCGUGGUAACACCAAGAUUACUAUGGGAGAAUUAAAGGGAUUUCUUUACAUUUGUGACUCGACCUUUUUCACUGAUGUUACAAUGUGGGUUAUGAAUGAAUAUGGCAAUGGAGAAUCGUGGACUAAGCUGUACAACAUUGAUCCAUUAGUCAGUUCUUUUGGGAGUCCCGAUCCGUCACGUUAUCUGUCACAUUAUGGUUUAUGUUUUCCAAUAAAACACUUUGAAGAAGGUGCUGCCGUAUUGUUAUAUCAUCCUUGCAAUUGGUUUAUCUACUAUGAACCUGAGAAAUAUGGAUUCAAAGUUUUUCAAAUUCAUGGGUCUGCUCCAAAUUUUGUUGAAAUAAUUCCACAUAUUCCAAGUCUAAUCUCAUUGAAGCAUGUCGUAAAAGGAGACAACAUUGAGGUGCAGAAUAUCCACUCAAGGUGUGCAAAGUUUAAAUUGCAUGAAGAAAAUGAAGCUCUUUCAUUGUCUCAACCGAUUGAUGGAGACUUAGAAAGUCUACGUUCAUUAUUUUAUUAUGACAGUAACACAUAAAUAUAUCUUCCUCCUCAUCCUCAUCUGAUAGUGUUGGUGAAGAAUCUGGUGAAGAGGACUCUUCCUAAGAAGAGUAUGUCUGUUUUCACAUUGAUUGGCAUUCUGUCCCCUUCUUAUUACGAUUUUCGGUAUGUUACUUAGGCUUUGUUUCGUAAUAUUGGUGUUAUUUUAUAUAGGUGUGGAAAUUUUAAAUUGUGUGAAAAAAAUGAAGAUCUUGAUUGAUGACUUGACAAGCACCUUCCUCCUCUGGUGGUGAGGCAUUUGGUGAAGAGUACAACUUAUAAGAAGGAAUUUGCAUACAGUAGUUGUGAUUUGGCUAGUUAUGAUUUUUGAAAAAAAAAUACAGAUAUGGUUUUAGGAUGCAAAUGAUGUCUUUUUUGUAAACUUUAAUCUAGAUGUUCAUUAGUCAUUAUCUAUGGUUUUACGAGACUGGUUUGUUAUCUUGUUUUGUUGGCUUGGUUUAGAAAAAGACAAUGAUUAUUGCUCAGCCUUUUCAUUUUGUUUCUU
Molecule: messenger RNA, 2356 nt
Organism: Trifolium pratense (red clover)
Lineage: Eukaryota; Viridiplantae; Streptophyta; Magnoliopsida; Fabales; Fabaceae
Product: F-box/kelch-repeat protein At3g06240-like
Exons: 4
Coding region: 311-1849 (512 amino acids)
Molecular function (GO): protein binding
Source: RefSeq, a predicted model, not a curated record